UUGAUAUUGUAGGAAUAAGAUUCGGCUUAGUCUGAACACAAGUUGAGUAGUCAAAAAAUUCUGAUUUUUUAACAUCGCCCGAUAAUCUUAUUCAACAUAUAUUUUGCAAUGAACAAUUUUGGAGAGGAGGCGGAGACUGCCCAAUCGGGUUACCCCGUUGGACAGGAACCGGAGCAGGAACCUAGCCGCAUUUCGGAAGAUACAAGCGCCGACGAAGCGGAGCCGCUGCGUGUGCAGGAGAUGAUUAAACUCUACAACUUUGCCACAGAGAAGAACCAGGAGCUGAAGCAAGCCAAGUCGAUCUACCGCGCUACGAGCAAGCCCCCAACUCCCAUUCUGGAGGAUGGCAAGAGCUGCUACAGUGUGGGCUGCAGUCUGUCAGGCGAGGAGCAGAUCAAGGAGAAGAUCAACCCCAAGGAAGGCAAUGGGGACAUUACAACGGGCAACUUUUGUGUGACCACCACAGAGGAUCACACCUUGUUGCGUCAGUGCCUCGUAUGCAACAGUGGCAAGCAAGGGUCGAUGGCCGAUGGGGCUCUGGAGAAGAACUAUUCCAGCAGCACUACCAUUCGUCGCACACAACAUGGUGUUCGCAUUGUCAUUGACAUCUUUUGCGAUAGUGAUGAUAACACCAUCGACGUGGCGGGGGGUCUCGUGGAGACAAAGAUCCCAGCAAGUCGCAUUUUGACCGAGUUCCAGAACGAGUGCAUGGGAUUGGGGCCGAAGCAGUCGGGGGAUAUCGAGGUAGAGACCAUGCAUUCCGCCUCCGCACAGUUCUAGCCCAAGACAAGAAAACCCAACCAAAUUCGAUGUUACACAUACGCACAACCAAUUUUGUGUGUGUAUGUGUCAGUUAUUUUCUUUCUUUCGUUUUGACAGCAAAUGCAAACAGAAAAAACCAAAAAAACCACACCACACAAAAACGAACCAUCGAAUGACUCUACUUCCUCCAGAGUCCGUCACGAAAACUGAAAACUGAAAACUGAAAAUGGCAAAGAAAAACGCCUUGCUAUACGAAUAUGAAACCUAGAAACUCAAUGAGGCAACACACGACAGGCGGCAAGGCAAGAGGGGACGGGACGGAACGGAACGUAACGGACCUCGAGCAAGCCAAAGAAAACUACACCCCAACAACUGCUUCCCCGCCCCGCUUUUUUGACUCACGACAAAAGGGCUCUCGAGAGUAAAUAAACGGCAUGAAUUGAAAAUGGAAAAUGGAAA
This is a messenger RNA of Drosophila obscura, 1221 nucleotides long. RefSeq lists its product as uncharacterized. NCBI's taxonomy places the organism in Eukaryota, Metazoa, Arthropoda, Insecta, Diptera, Drosophilidae. The coding region runs from base 109 to 780 and encodes 223 amino acids. The record is from RefSeq and is a predicted model, not a curated record. The transcript is spliced from 3 exons.